GCGGGAAGUGUUCAGGCCACUAAUGUGAGCGGAAGUCGCUGCUAGUUCUCUUUUCCGGCGGCCAUAGUGGACUGUGCGGCUCGGCAUCAUGAAGUUCAGUCCGUUUGUUACCUCUGACAGAAGCAAGAAUCGCAAAAGGCACUUCAAUGCUCCCUCACAUGUCCGUAGAAAGAUUAUGUCCUCUCCCCUCUCCAAGGAGUUGAGACAAAAGUACAACGUCCGCUCUAUGCCCAUCCGCAAGGAUGAUGAAGUACAGGUUGUACGUGGACACUACAAAGGCCAGCAAAUUGGCAAGGUUGUCCAGGUGUACAGAAAAAAAUACGUCAUCUACAUUGAACGUGUGCAGCGUGAGAAGGCCAACGGCACCACUGUCCAUGUCGGUAUCCACCCCAGCAAGGUGGUGAUCACCAGGCUAAAGCUCGACAAGGAUCGCAAGAAGAUUUUGGAACGCAAGGCCAAGUCUCGCCAAGUUGGCAAAGAGAAGGGCAAAUACAAGGAGGAAACCAUUGAGAAGAUGCAAGAAUAACUUUAUCAAUAAAAACAAAAACUGUUCAGUUUCUACAAA
Messenger RNA from Nanorana parkeri, 565 nucleotides. It is a transcript of the gene RPL26L1, whose product is annotated as ribosomal protein L26 like 1. The transcript is spliced from 4 exons. Gene Ontology annotation, cellular component: cytosolic large ribosomal subunit; ribosome. Bases 89 to 526 code for a protein of 145 amino acids. The record is from RefSeq and is a predicted model, not a curated record. Gene Ontology annotation, molecular function: RNA binding; structural constituent of ribosome. Gene Ontology annotation, biological process: cytoplasmic translation; ribosomal large subunit biogenesis. NCBI's taxonomy places the organism in Eukaryota, Metazoa, Chordata, Amphibia, Anura, Dicroglossidae.